Messenger RNA from Entrophospora candida, 1059 nucleotides. The record is from the annotation of a GenBank genome assembly. NCBI's taxonomy places the organism in Eukaryota, Fungi, Glomeromycota, Glomeromycetes, Entrophosporales, Entrophosporaceae.
AUGUUUUAUGGUAGUAUCAGUGAUGAUAAUGAAUCUAACAAAUUAGAUCUUAAAGUAAUAAGAAGAAAAACUAUAGACCUCAAAGAAUACAAUGAACAUAUACACAAAUUAGUUUACGAAAUAAGUGAUGAGAUGUUAAAUGAUGAAUUGAAAGAAGACAACUAUAUAGCAAGCGGUAUACUUUUAUACAAAGACCUUGCGAAUAAAAAUAAGAGACUGUAUGAGCGUUUAAAAGCAAAAAAACUUGAUAAUUUACUUCAACCUGUUAAACUCAAAAUCGAACAAUUAGAUUCUAUACAAAAUCGGUUUGUUAUUGCAUUUAUGAAUGAUCCAAAUACUCAAAUACCGGUUGGAACAAAUCAUAAGUAUUAUUACGAACUUAUAUUGCUCCUUCUUUCUAUGCAAAAUAUAUGGAAUUCAAUCAAUUACCAAGUAGAAGAAAUGAAAGUAAGUGAAAAAACCUGGAGAAAUGACAUGAUCUCUCCAAUAAUAAGGUUUUUGUCAUUUGAUUCCAGCAAAAAAGUUAUCAAGUUAAGUGAUGGAUCAGUGUCUGAAUCGACAAAAACUCGAAAUUAUCAACCUGGAGGUCCUCUAAGAUUUCCAGAUUAUGCAUGGUCCUUUUAUAACCAAGAGAAGAAAUAUAGAUACAAAUUUUUAUUUUCUGAGAUAUUGUACGGACCAAAGGCGGUUGGAGUUUCAUUGAUUCAACAUAUUGAAGAAGACAAGUCCAGGCUUGCAAAAAUGGCAAAGGUGUGCUGGGAUAAUAAUGCAGAUGUAAGUGUUGGAAUGGUAACUGAUGAACAAAUAAUCUCAUCACUUACUCCAGCUGAGGAAGAAAUUGAAGAAAAUGUUCUAACAUUACCUUAUAUUCCAAUUAAAAAUGCUGUUGCUGUUUUUGAAACUGAUCACAAAUUUUUUGAACAAGAUAAUGAUGGUUUAGAAUUAGAUUAUAACAAACUUAAUUUGUAUAAUUCUAAAAGUUUAAACCAAGGAAAAUUAACUAUGUUUGAUGGAAUUAACUUUGAUAAAUCACGUGUUAGAUAUUGUGUAAAUUUUUAA